AAGAGAAAGACGAGCCAAAGAAGAAAACAAAAAGUGUGCCAAAGAAAAAGAAAGGUUCAGAUACAGAAGAUGACGACGAUGAUGAUGAGGAAGAGACUCCACAAAAGAAGACAAAGAAAAAGACCACAAAGGAAGCUUCUGAAAAAGAUGGCAAAGAUGGCAAAGAGAAGAAAUCCAAAGCUAAAGAUGACAAAGAGUCUGACAAAAAAUCAAAGAAAGACACCAAGAAAAAGGAACCAGCUUCUCUGUUCUCUGUAAAUGGAGAUAAGGAUAAGUCAGACUCCAAGAGCAAGAAGAAAGCAGCCAAAUCAGAUAGUGAAGACAGCGAACCAGAAACCAAGUCCAGCAAGUCAAAAUCAAAGAAGAAGGAGAACGCCAACCCAGCAUCCAUGUUCUCAGCAGGGGGGGACAAGGACAAGGACAAAGACAAGGACAAAGACAAGGACAAGAAGAAGAAGAAGAAAGCCAAAGCAUCAGACAGUGAUGAUUCUGACUCCGAAGCAGAAAAAGGAAAAAAGAAAAAGGGAAAAGGGAAGAAGAAAAAGGAGAGGCCUCCGUCCCCGGACAUUGAGUUUGACAGCCUGGAGGAGUUUGUUCUGCAGCCAGCCCAGCAGGGGGUGACUGUCAAAUGCAAGGUGACCCGGGACCAGAGGGGCUUGGACAAAGGCCUAUACCCCACAUACUAUCUCCACCUGGACAAUGAAAAGAAGGUCUUUCUACUGGCUGGGAGAAAACGAAAGAAAAGCACAACCUCCAAUUACCUUAUCUCCAUAGACCCCACAGACUUGUCUCGGGGUGGAGAAAAUUUCAUUGGAAAGUUGAGGUCCAACUACUUGGGCACGAAGUUCACAGUGUUUGAUAAUGCACUGCACCCAGACAGAGCUCUACCAGACAUGUCCAACGCUCGCCAAGAAUUAGCAGCCAUUAUUUACGAAACAAAUGUCUUGGGAAUGAAGGGUCCCAGAAGGUUGACCGUUAUCAUCCCAGGGAUGGGCAAGGACAGUGAACGAGUACCCAUCCGACCUCGCAGUGACAACGAUGGUUUAUUGAUGAAGUUCCAGAAUAGAAAGUUGGACAAUCUAAUCGAGCUCCACAACAAGACCCCCACGUGGAAUGAGGAGACGGCGUCCCAUGUGCUGAACUUCAACGGCAGGGUCACACAGGCCUCCAUCAAGAACUUUCAGAUCGUCCACAGCAAGGAUUUGGACUAUAUUGUGAUGCAGUUUGGACGAGUAGCAGACGAUGCCUUCACUCUGGACUAUAGCUACCCUAUGUGUGCAGUGCAGGCCUUUGCCAUUGCUCUAUCAAGCUUCGAUGGCAAAAUAACCUGUGAAUAAGAGGGAACCAUUUAGGCUCUGGUGCCUCCUCAAGCUGCUGCAACUCGUUAUUGGCAUACAGAUGCCAACUACCAGAAAGAAGAAUUUUCUUCACCAUUACUCAACAUCAGUGCAAGGUACAUGGAAGGACGGAAGUCCUAGAUGGAAUGGGGGUCCAAGUGCAUUUCAUAUCAUGGACUGCCUCGGGAUUGUUUUCUUUGUUUGUGUCUCAUUGCAAUGAUAAUCAUGAGCUUUUCUGGGAACCAGAUUAUUUUGACCAAUUGGAGAUCCUUGAGUGCAGUGAAGGACGUGAGGGGAUGCUGAUGCACCAUGCAAGUCUGAGCACUGGAGCUUUGGUGCUUUGGCAUUACACCAUUUCAGUUUAGCGGGACGUGGACCAAUUGGGGGAUGAAAGUGACAUCUGAAGAGUGAAAGCCUAUUUUCCACCUACAUCAAUGCUUUUAUAGCAUAGUACAUGUCCAAUAUUCGUUCAUUCUGUUGCGUUUAAUUUGGCAUACAAAUCCAGUAAUGUGUCGGUAAAAAAUCAAUCUAUUGGUAAAAAAAUGUAAAUAUUGGUAACACAAAACUGUGUCUACGUGGACUUAUAUAAAAUUAAUUUAAAAACAUGUCAAAGUAUAUUUAUUUAUGCCUACUUUUUCUUAUUAUUUUUAGGGUUAUAUUUGUUUCCAUGCAUUAUUUGUGGUAUUUCCAGAUUAUGAAAUUGACUUAAUUUGACAAAUUAGAGGUUUCAUUGUGAACAGUUAUGAGACAGAGGUAUAAGGCAAUAUGCUUGUACCAUGUGACUGUGGGCAGUCACAAGUAUUUCUCUAAUCAUUUGCUGUUCUCAUUCCACUCAAAUGACAAUUUUGUUGUUGUUCUGCCUUUUUAAGUUAUAUGUUCUCUCUUCGGCUAGAUUCUGUCUUUGUAUGAAUCAUGUGGACAAGAGCCUUAUAUUGACAUAUAUUGACAAAUAUAAAGCACUGAUGUGGACCAUUGUUGUUUUGAUAAGGAUAGUUAAUAUAUGUUCCAAAGGUAAACAAUGCAUUUCAGUCUCUUGUGAACUUCUCUUGAAUGAAAGUCAAAGUGCAGGCUUGAAGAAAACAUGCUCAAUAAUGAAUUAAUCUGCAAAUAAAGUAUGACAUGUUUAAAAUGAAUUCUUACAGGAUAAAUGUACAGUAAACACCCAACAUUAUGCUGUAUAGUUUACUGUGCAUUUGACACAGUACUAUAUUAGUGUUAACUUGAUAGAUAAUUGUCAACUCAAUGCUCCCUGGGAACCUGCAUUGAUUCGACAUCUUGCUUUUGAAUGACAAUGCUUUAUGACACAAUGUCAGCAGUCAGCAGCAGAACACUGGUUUCAAAUGAAUCAGUUGUUCGUUUUCUAGUUUUCUGAGACAGUCGUACUGUUUUGUAGAUGUUGUUACCUUACAAAAUGUGGGGUAAGAGAAGAAACUUGAUUUUAGGAGGAAAAACCUGUUUGGGCUGACAGCAGAGGAUCCUGAGAGCAAGUGGAAGGUGUGCUCUCUGCCCGAACCUGCUCCGGCAGUUGUCCAAACUCGCAGAGGCAAUGAAGCUAAUCACAGACAAUGUUUUUGGACAAUUAUGUGCACACUUCCUCAGAGUUGACUUCACAGAAAGUUGUCUUCUUGAAGUGUCCAUGUUUAGUUAACAGAGCGAGUUAUGACUAUGACGCUGUUGUUUUACCCACACGUUUUCUUUUGUCGUCUGUAAUUCUCUAGAGGAACGCUACUUAAAAAAAAAAAACAUUUUCAGCAGCAACCAAUCCUAUUAGCAACGUAGGCCGAAUUCCAAUGCCAACAAUCGAAAUCAUUAUUUUUACCAACAGAGGGAGCUAUUCUAUUGUCAGAUGUGAAUAGGUAUACAUGUUCAAAUGAAAGCUUCUAAAACAUUUCAUGAAUUCGAACCUGAAAGGGUUUACAUCAUGGAGUUUGACACUCUUGACAUGCAUAAUGACAUUUUCGACCUAUAUUCGACCUUACUUCAGUGGAAUGUGUAAAUUCCUCGGCAGGAAACAAACAGUAAUAUAAUAAUAAUAAUAAGGAUUGAGUUUAAUGUUUGUUUAGACUAAAUGUUAACAAUUAUAUUAUUAUUGUUGUUGUGGUAUUAUUAAUAUUGUUGUUGUAAUUAUUCUUACUUUAUUAAUUGUAGCCUACAGGUCUCAUAUAACACUUCAUUUUGUAUGCAUUAUCUAUUCCACCGGCUUUGUAGCAAAGUAGUCUAAUAAUAGACAUAGACAUUUUCACAUUGAACAAAACAAG
This is a messenger RNA of Oncorhynchus tshawytscha (Chinook salmon), 3595 nucleotides long. RefSeq names its product tubby-related protein 1. Gene Ontology annotation, molecular function: actin filament binding. The transcript is spliced from 11 exons. The record is from RefSeq and is a predicted model, not a curated record. The coding region runs from base 390 to 1337 and encodes 315 amino acids. Gene Ontology annotation, biological process: protein localization to cilium. Gene Ontology annotation, cellular component: cilium. Lineage: Eukaryota; Metazoa; Chordata; Actinopteri; Salmoniformes; Salmonidae.